AUGCUGCCCAGGGCCGCCCGAUCGCCGUGCUGGCGUGUCCCGGGACGCUUCGUAUACCCGAACCAAGCCGUCACGCGCCCAACCUCAUGGACGUCUGCGUCUUGCAGAGUGCAAUUCAGAGCCUUCUCAACCCCCAGUGCUCGAAAGGAACAAGUGCCUGCGAAUGCUUCAACCUCCUCGAAACCUCCAAAUUCCACCAGUCCAACCGCGGCGCAACCGGGAGCUGCCAAUGCGACCCAGGCUUCCGCCGCAGCCCCCGCCAACAAGAAUGCUACCACAACGACGAAGAAGAAGGACUUGCUUAGUGAGGCCACGGUAGCCAGCAAGGAACAAAGAAAGGCGGACUGGGCGAUCAUGAAGGAAAUGGCAAAGUACCUUUGGCCAAAGGACGACUGGGGGACAAAGCUUCGCGUUGGAAGUGCCCUAUCUCUCCUCAUUGGGGCCAAGAUCCUCAAUGUUGAGGUGCCCUUCUAUUUCAAGAGCAUUGUUGACUCGAUGAAUGUGGACUUUGCAACUGUGGGUGGCACGGCUUAUACAGUUGCGGGCUCCAUGAUCAUAGCCUAUGGUGUCACCAGGAUCGGGGCUACUGUUUUUCAAGAACUCAGAAACGCAGUCUUCGCCAGUGUGGCUCAGAAAGCAAUCCGCAAGGUUGCGCGAAAUGUCUUCAAACAUCUACUACGACUAGAUCUCAACUUUCACCUUACGCGCCAAACCGGAGGAUUGACGCGGGCAAUCGACCGUGGUACUAAGGGUAUCAGCUUCUUGCUGACUUCCAUGGUGUUUCACGUCGUUCCUACCGCUCUGGAGAUCUCCCUUGUGUGCGGCAUCUUGACCUAUCAAUAUGGCUUCAAGUUUGCGGCGAUCACGGCUACGACCAUGCUCGCAUACUCGGCCUUCACCAUUACCACCACCGCCUGGAGAACCAAGUUUCGUAAGCAGGCCAACGCGGCCGACAACCGUGGUGCCACUGUCGCUGUGGAUUCUCUGAUCAACUACGAGGCCGUCAAGUACUUCAACAACGAGAAAUUUGAGGUUGCUCGCUACGACAGAGCGCUCAAAAACUAUGAGGACGCCUCCAUCAAAGUGACCACCUCCCUCGCGUUCCUAAACUCCGGUCAAAACAUGAUUUUCUCGAGCGCAUUGGCGGCAAUGAUGUACCUCGCAGCCGACGGAGUGGCCACUGGCACUCUCACCGUUGGUGACUUGGUCAUGGUCAAUCAGCUCGUCUUCCAGCUCUCCGUUCCUCUCAAUUUCCUUGGAUCCGUUUAUCGCGAGCUUCGGCAGUCUCUGUUGGACAUGGAAACGCUGUUCAACCUGCAGAAAGUCAACGUGAAUAUCGUCGAGCGGCCCCAUGCGAAGCCAUUGGUGCUAAAUCAAGGGGGUGAGAUUCGGUUUGAGAAUGUCACCUUCGGCUACCAUCCUGAACGACCUAUUCUCAAGAACGCUAGUUUCACGAUCCCUGCCGGUCACAAAUUCGCCAUCGUCGGGCCUAGUGGUUGCGGUAAAUCGACUAUCUUGCGCCUACUAUUCCGCUUCUACGACGUUCAGGAAGGCCGGAUCCUCAUUGACGGCCAAGACAUCCGUGAUGUGACGCUCGAGAGUCUGCGCAAAGCUAUUGGAGUGGUGCCUCAGGAUACUCCCUUGUUCAACGACACGAUCGAACACAACAUCCGGUAUGGGCGGAUCGAAGCGACCGACGAAGAAGUCCGCAAGGCUGCUCGACGCGCCCACAUCCACGAACUGAUUGAGAAGCUACCUGAUGGAUACAAGACGGCGGUAGGAGAAAGAGGCAUGAUGAUUUCAGGUGGUGAGAAGCAGCGACUGGCUGUUUCCCGGUUAAUCUUGAAGGAUCCGGAGCUGCUCUUCUUCGACGAGGCGACCUCUGCCUUGGACACCUACACGGAGAAGGCACUGUUACAGAACAUCAACAGCAUCUUAAAGGAGAAGCGACGCACGAGCGUUUUCGUGGCCCACCGAUUGCGGACGAUCUACGACUGCGACCAGAUCCUGGUUCUGAAGGAGGGCCGUGUGGCGGAGACGGGUUCGCAUCGCGAACUUCUGGAACUCAAUGGCAUCUAUUCUGAAUUAUGGAACACGCAGGAAAUGUCGCUCACGCACGGGCAGGGGUCGGAGAGCGCAGAAGAGGCGGAGGAAGUGGAGCAAGACGCUGGCCCGUCCUCCCACCAGCGACAGAACUAG
Molecule: messenger RNA, 2199 nt
Organism: Aspergillus saccharolyticus JOP 1030-1
Lineage: Eukaryota; Fungi; Ascomycota; Eurotiomycetes; Eurotiales; Aspergillaceae
Gene: atm1
Product: ATP-binding cassette Fe/S cluster precursor transporter ATM1
Exons: 7
Coding region: 1-2199 (732 amino acids)
Biological process (GO): transmembrane transport; intracellular iron ion homeostasis
Cellular component (GO): mitochondrial inner membrane
Molecular function (GO): ABC-type transporter activity; ATP hydrolysis activity; ATP binding
Source: RefSeq, a predicted model, not a curated record